AUGAUGGCCUCACUGCAGGUCCGCGGCCCGGACUACUCGGCCACCAAGCAAAAGGCGUUCGAGGACGCCAAGAAGAUGCAAAAGGCUGUCAUCGAGGCCUGCAACAAGUCGGGCAAGGAGAUCCCUCAGUACCAGCUCUCCGAGCUCAUCGGCAAGGGCAGCUUCGGCCGCGUUUACAAGGCCAAGUCGCUCGCCUCGGGGCGCCUCGUCGCCGUCAAAAUCAUUGACAUUGAGGAGAGCGACACGGUCAACCCCAAGCUGGCCGACACCUACAGCGACCUGCUCAAGGAGAUCAACGCCCUGCAGCGCCUCAGCGACAGCGGCGCCAAGAACAUCAACCACGUCCUCGAGGCCCUGCCCGUCGGCCAGUCCAUGUGGAUGGUGACCGAGUACUGCGCCGGCGGCAGCGUCGCCACCCUCAUGCGCCCGACGGCCCCGGGCGGUUUGCAGGAGAAAUGGAUCAUCCCCAUCCUGCGCGAGGUCGCCGAGGCCAUCCACUGGGUGCACAGCCAGGGCAUCAUCCACCGCGAUCUCAAGUGCGCCAACGUCCUCAUCACCGAGGUCGGUGACGUCCAGCUUUGCGACUUUGGUGUCGCCGGCGUCAUUGAGACCAAGUUCGACAAGCGAACCACCUUUAUCGGGACACCGCACUGGAUGGCGCCCGAACUUUUCGAUGAACAGGCGUCGUAUGGUACCGAAGUGGAUAUUUGGGCUUUCGGUGCCAUGAUCUACGAAAUUGCCUCUGGUCUACCCCCAAACAUCGCAUUUGGAAUGGACUUUUCGAAACUAGGCACCCAUUUAAAACAACAUAGCCCGCGUCUGGAGGGUGAUUACUCUACUGGCUUGAAAGACCUCGUCGCUUACUGCCUACAGCAUGAUACAAGCAAACGGCCAACCAUUGAGCAAAUACAACGCCACAGAUACAUAUUGAAUACUGACAAGGAGUUCCCCACAACAGGACUCGCACACUUGGUUCGAGCAUUCAAGCUCUGGGAGGCUCAAGGCGGCGACCGCCGGUCUCUCUUCUCCGCCGGCGGCGCCCAGGGCUUGUCCGACCUUUCCCCCGCCGCCAUGGCAAACGAAGAAUGGAGCUUCAGCACAACCGCAGCAUUUGAUCAGCAGGUUCUGAACGACGGCGACGCGCAGGAUGUGUAUGACGUGUACGGGUCAGACGUUGAGUAUGCCCAGACCGAAUUCGAAACGACAAAGCCGCCAAAGCCCAAGUCGCGCCGCCGGCCGCCGCCGCAGCACCUUGCUGCCUUCAAGGCACCGCUGGAGAAGAUCUUUGACCCCAACACGCUGUCAAGCUACGAGGACAACUCGAGAGCGUACUACGGACGGAUGUUUCAACCGCCCCCGCCGCCUCAACAGCCCGCGACUGGAGUCAUUGGCAACGGAUCGGAUUUGCCGCUGCGUGAUGACAGUGCACAGGCAACAGAUGUGCGAGAAUCGCUGAUUGACCUGGACUUCUCGCUCCACGGGAGCGACCUCUCGCAGUUUGUCGACAUGACGACGAUGCGAGCUGGCGAGGCACGGCCUCUCGACUUGCGCGCCUCCCUCGAGUAUGAGUUCAUCGACUCGCAUUACACCUCGGGACCCCUCAGCGACCCGGCCGAUCUGAGCGCCAACAACCGGCUGACGCGGGAGUGGAAGUUCCCCAGCAUGGCGGCGCCGCCCGCCUCUGCCAACCCCGAAGUAUUUCGCUUCCCGUUCCACAACACCCCGCCCGCGCCCGACUCUGGUGGUAGCGGCAGCGGCCGGCCGGCGCUUCUCCACCGCCCGACGGAGCCCGUGCUGCCGUCGGCCGGCUUCCACGACAUGGCCGCUGGCGCGCAUCACGGGCAGUUUGACCACCGCGCAUCCGUCGGCUCGCUGAUUGAUCUCGAUAUGAGCUUCGCGGACCCCAUCGCGGCGGACGCGACGCGGCCCUCGACGUCGCACUCGGACGUGGGCUCCAUGAGCGGCUCCGAGAUGGGCGGCCCGACCAACAACCCGUUUGAGCUCGAGAAGCAUGCCUCGCUGUACGUGAUGCCCGCUACUGCAGGCGUCGCCACAUCGACGCGUGAGCCCUCCAUCUACGUCUCCGACGGCUCCGAGUUUUCCUUUACCGGCGGCCACGAGUCCAUCACCACCGUCGACGACCGCUUCAGUAUGCACAAGCGCGACGCCUCCGUUUCGAGCGACCAGCCGGGCACCACGGCCGCAAACGCCCGCCCCUACUCCCUCAGCGACUUUGCCGACACGGAGCCCGAAUCGACGACGCCCCCGCCCCAGACGGCCCUCGUCAGACCCCAACAACAAAGCGGCGGCAGCUUCCCGGCCGCUACCUUUCAGCCGCCCACACAGCCGUUGCAACAGAAACAGCAGCAGCAGCAGCAGCAGCAGCAGCAGCAGCAGCAGCAGCAGCAGCAACACUCACUCUCAGAGAUCUCGUCGACGGACUCCGCGCCAGGACUCCCCGCGCUGCCAGCGGCUCCCGCGCCGCAGGUGCUGCAGGGCCAAGCCCAUACCGACGCUGUCAAGUACGAGCUGCGGCGUAUGGCCAUGAGCUUGGGCGACCACCUCAACUUUGCCAACAACUACCUGUCCAGCCUCCCUAUUCGGCGCGGCAGCACAAUACGCGUGGAGUCUUACGGCGAGGAAUCGUAG
Cordyceps militaris CM01 is the source of this 2649-nucleotide messenger RNA. RefSeq names its product serine/threonine protein kinase. The record is from RefSeq and is a predicted model, not a curated record. The transcript has a single exon. The coding region runs from base 1 to 2649 and encodes 882 amino acids. Gene Ontology annotation, biological process: protein phosphorylation. Lineage: Eukaryota; Fungi; Ascomycota; Sordariomycetes; Hypocreales; Cordycipitaceae. Gene Ontology annotation, molecular function: ATP binding; protein kinase activity.